GACGACAGCGAGAAAUUGGCUCAUUAAAUUUUGCUUGGUUGAACGUCAAGAUGCGAUGCGAGUAAAAUUGAAACAAAAUUAAGCGGAGUAUACAGGAGUAAACCGAAGGAAAAUAACGCAUAUAAGUUUAACGUUGUGUUGAUAUACAAAAAUAUCAAAUAUCAUGGAAGAAGGGAAUAAGGCGACUGUAGUCAAAGUCCACAAGGUAAUGAUUACACUGCCGAAGGGAAUAACACUGAAAAAUGCACCGCAACACAUUGAUGUUCCCGAGUCAAGCGAAUCACCCAGUAAUGAUACAGGAGGUAUAAAAAGAAAGGCUCCCAUAGUUCGUCAAGCAGGCGAAAUGGUAGUUCCGAAGCAUUUGAAAUCAACAGGGGAGCAACCGGCGGUUUCUCACUCACCCAAGGCAGAAUGGACCAGAGUUGCUCCACCUGGUGUAAGUACAGUCCUGAGAGCAUCGCAGGCGAAUGAGAAAGAUAGUUCAAACGGUGUUUAUGAAAAAGAGGAAGAUGAACAGUUUGUUCUUCCUUUGCCCGAUCUAUCAGCAUCAGAACUCGAUCAGACAGAUUCUUCCAAGGGACAAUUGGAUCGAAUCGAGCAAAAAAUGGAUCGUAUGAUUGCGAUGCUGACAUCUCAUGAAUCUUCUCUCAGUGUAUUGAAGUGUAACGUAAAAGAUUUGAGAGUAGCAGUGCAGAACAUUCCCAAACUACCAUCCGAGGAAUCUUUUGCAGCUGACGUGAAAUCGACAAUAGUGCCGCGGAGCCAAAGGCGAAUAGUCUUCUUUCCGGUCUCCGACGAUGCCUAUCUAUUGCGGCUUGAAGAGCUAGUUCAGUUUGACGAAGGUACGCGGAAUGAGUUAGUUAGUCUCUACCAUGAGGCACCGAGAACAAGCCUGUACGAGUAUAUGCGUAAAAAUGUAUCUUGCUUGUUUGAAAACACAGCUAAAUAUACCUGGACGGGCCGACCACCAAAUAGUGCACCUCAUGGGCCGCCUUCAAAUGCGGCAUACAAAAUGAACCUGAUAGAACUUCUAAUUACUUCCGCUCAUGCAAUGUACCCCAGUGUAACCCGGGACUUUGUCGAAAAAGAAUUCAAACGAGCUCUCACCAAUUUCAACGAAUCCAGGUACAAACGACGCGCCGAUAAAUCUAUUUAGGUUACGUCUAUCGACAUUAUGCGAUAAAAAAGUGACGAAAAAUAAAAUAAGUUUUCACUACAAA
This is a messenger RNA of Topomyia yanbarensis, 1220 nucleotides long. RefSeq lists its product as uncharacterized. The transcript has 3 exons. The coding region runs from base 164 to 1156 and encodes 330 amino acids. The record is from RefSeq and is a predicted model, not a curated record. Lineage: Eukaryota; Metazoa; Arthropoda; Insecta; Diptera; Culicidae.